CCAAAGAAUAACAUCUUUGGUGGCGUUAGCACUGAAAAACAGGAAACUCUGACCUCUAGUGUUAAAGUGUAAGACUAGCACUUCCCGUACAAAGAAACGCGGCAAAACGCCAUUCCGGUGACCAAGAAGGAGGGAAGCGGCAUGGCUUCCAACAGCAACAUGGCUAAUGUUAAUGGACGAGAGAACGGGGAGCCGGUAGUUAAGCGGCCACGAGAUAAUGUUCCGCCGGAUUCACCCCUCCGUUCUUCGAAGGAGCCGGUCAACAAAGUGACCGUGGUGCUGGGAGCUCAGUGGGGCGAUGAGGGCAAAGGGAAAGUUGUGGACCUGCUCGCAAUGGAUGCGGAUAUCGUGUGCAGGUGUCAGGGUGGCAACAAUGCUGGUCACACUGUGGUUGUGGACUCGGUAGAGUAUGACUUCCACCUGCUGCCAAGUGGUGUCCUUAACAAGAAGGCCAUCUCAUUUAUAGGCAAUGGGGUGGUCAUACACCUGCCAGGGCUGUUUACAGAGGCACAAUCUAACCUGAAGAAAGGCAAAGGAUUACAAGGGUGGGAGGAGAGACUGAAGAUUUCUGACCGUGCCCACAUUGUGUUCAACUUCCAUCAAGCUGUCGAUGGCAUUCAGGAGCAGCAGCGACAGCAGCAAGAAGGGAAAAAUUUGGGAACAACCAAAAAAGGCAUCGGGCCUGCCUACUCCUCCAAAGCCGCUCGAAAUGGUCUGCGAAUCUGUGAUCUCGUCUCAGACUUCAACGUUUUUCAGGACAAGUUUCGCAUUUUGGCAGAACAUUUCCAGACCAUGUAUCCAAAUCUCAAUGUGGACAUCGACGGUGAACUAAAGCAGUUGAAGGAAUAUGCAGAGCGGCUGCGCCCUCUAGUGACAGAUGGUGUGUACUUCAUGCACAAAGCUCUCACUGGACCCAGCAAGAAAAUCCUUGUGGAAGGAGCCAACGCUGCGCUGCUGGAUAUUGACUUUGGCACGUAUCCCUUUGUGACUUCGUCAAACUGCACCGUGGGAGGAGUGUGCACCGGGCUUGGCGUGCCUCCGUCGCACGUCGGCCGAGUGUACGGUGUCGUCAAAGCUUACACCACCCGGGUUGGCGUUGGUGCUUUUCCGACAGAACAGGAUAACGAAACCGGGGCUUUGUUACAAUCGCGUGGUCGAGAGGUUGGCGUGACAACGGGCCGAAAGCGGCGGUGUGGUUGGCUGGACUUGAUACUGGUCAGAUACGCUCACAUGGUCAACGGCUUUUCGGCAAUUGCACUGACCAAACUGGACAUUUUGGACACUCUGCCAGAGAUAAAAGUUGGCGUGGCCUAUCAGGUUGAUGGAGAACCUUUGCCAAGUUUCCCUGCAAACAUGGACGUUCUGACGCGCGUCACGGUAGAGUACAAGACUUUUCCCGGGUGGUGCCGCAGCACCGAGGCGGCCCGCAGCUUCACAGAACUACCAUCACAGGCCCAGAACUAUAUUCGCUUCAUCGAGGACUUCCUGCAGGUUCCAGUGAAGUGGGUCGGAGUGGGCAAGUCCAGAGAGAGCAUGAUCAAACUCUACUGAGCAGCGAGCACCGUCGCUGUCCCGGAAGAUGACGUCACUGUCUCGUUAUUUCAUGUCGCCUCCAUCUUCAGGGGGAUGUUUCACCAGCAAGGGUCUCUGUGAAACGUUGUCGCUGCUUGUGCCUCACUCGCCCUCACCAAGCAUCCUACAAGUCCAAUUUAUGCAUUCCAGAUUUUCAACAUUUCCUUUAUUUUUCGGGUGUUCCGUUUUUAAAUUAGCUGUAUAUGAUGAGCUCAGUUCUUUUCACAGUGAAUUACACUUUUAUUUUUAAUUUUUGAUUUGAACUUUAUAAAGCGUCUGUGUACCAUUUCUAUCCAUAUAUGUAUAUUUUACAUUGAACCACAAGGAGGCCACAAAUGAAGAAUAUUUUACCAGGUUUGCAAUGAACCGCCAACAUUUCAUGAACAAUUUAUAUCCACAAAUCUUCUGUUGUCUUGUUUGUAACCAUUUCCAAACUGAUUGUUGAAAUGAAUAUUGUGCUUUUAAAAAUGCUCUAAAUCGUAAAAUAAGUCAAAACAGAGAACAACUUUGAUGUAAAUGUAAAAAAACAAAAACAAAGAAAUGAUAGUACAUCCCAAGAGGUUUCUGAAUUGACUUCUGAUUAUCAAUAAAUGUAAACUUACUAACUUCUUGU
Nerophis lumbriciformis (worm pipefish) is the source of this 2185-nucleotide messenger RNA. The record is from RefSeq and is a predicted model, not a curated record. NCBI's taxonomy places the organism in Eukaryota, Metazoa, Chordata, Actinopteri, Syngnathiformes, Syngnathidae.